AUGAGAGACUUCGUGUCCUGCUUCAGCGAAAACGCCAUCAACGUCGCCGCCUCUCAACAAACCCACCACCACUACUCCUUCUCCUGCUCCUCCUCCGCCGCCGCCGCCGUCGCUCGUUCCUCCGAUUCCACCCCUUCCGUACAGAAUGCCGUCUCUUCCCUCUACCGAAUCACCCUCUCCACCCACAAGAAACCCUUUCACUUAUCCGUCACAUGGGCCGCGGACUGGCUCACCAUCUCCUCCGGCCAAUCAUCCACCUUCAAGCUCAACACCAGCUCCGGCCUCUUCCGCAGGAAGAAGGGCAGCCGGUCAAUUGACGCCGCCGCCGGCGGCGGCCCCGAUUUCAAAUUCGAUGUCUACUGGGAUCUCUCCUCCGCCCGCUACGACGCCGCCGGCCCGGAGCCCCUCGACGGAUUCUACGUCGUCGUAGUUGUCGAUUCCGAAAUUGUCCUCAUCCUCGGCGAUUUGGCCGACGAAUCCACCGUUCUGCCCAAGAAAUUGCUGAGGACGGCGGCCCCGGCCUCCGCCGCGAAAUCGAGCUUGAUUUCGCGGCAGGAGCAUUGUUCGGGGAGCACCCUGUACUCGACUAAAGCUCAAUUCUGCGAGACAGGGGGGCAGCACGAUAUCCUGAUUAAAUGCAGCGGCGGCGGCGGCGACGGAGGGGAGAAGGAAGGGGUGAAACAGAGGAACCAUUCCCCUGUUUUGUCAGUUUGUAUUGAUAAGAAGGUUGUGAUUCGGGUGAAGAGAUUGCAGUGGAAUUUCAGGGGGAACCAGACGAUUUUCGUCGAUGGGUUGCUGGUGGAUCUGAUGUGGGACGUACAUGACUGGUUUUUUAACCCGGCGGCGGCGGCGGCGGCGGCGGUGUUUAUGUUCCGGACGAGGAGUGGGAUGGACAGCAGGCUGUGGCUGGAGGAGAAGUUAGCGCAGAAGGAAGAAAAACUUCAGCAGCAGGAAAAACAGCAGCAGAGAGUUGAAUUCUCGUUGCUGAUUUACGCCUGUAAGAGCCCUUGA
Molecule: messenger RNA, 1011 nt
Organism: Linum tenue
Lineage: Eukaryota; Viridiplantae; Streptophyta; Magnoliopsida; Malpighiales; Linaceae
Source: the annotation of a GenBank genome assembly